Eimeria tenella is the source of this 5697-nucleotide messenger RNA. RefSeq names its product cation channel domain-containing protein, putative. The coding region runs from base 1 to 5697 and encodes 1898 amino acids. Lineage: Eukaryota; Apicomplexa; Conoidasida; Eucoccidiorida; Eimeriidae. The record is from RefSeq and is a predicted model, not a curated record. Gene Ontology annotation, cellular component: membrane; voltage-gated calcium channel complex. The transcript is spliced from 3 exons. Gene Ontology annotation, molecular function: high voltage-gated calcium channel activity. Gene Ontology annotation, biological process: calcium ion import across plasma membrane.
AUGCAGGCAAAUGAAGAAGUGGGCUUCGGAGUUAUUGGUGUUCAAACUCUAGGCGCCGCGGCAGUUACCUUGCUUCAGGGAUUCACUUUAGAAGGAUGGGCUUUCACAAUGCAAACUCAAGCUAAUGGGGAUUCGCGGAGCGACGGCCUGGUAAUUUACACUGCUUUUCCAGUAAUGGUGAUCAUUGGCGGCAUGCUUCUAAUGAACUUGGCCAUAGCAGUGCUUUGGGAAGCUUUUGACAGACACCAUUCUGAGGCACCCACACGCCCCGCUAUUCUCAAAGAGUCUGAAUGGAGAGUCUACCAGCUGUUAGGAACAGACUGGAUUAAGUAUCUGAUGGUAGAGCUCGACCAGAAAAAGAACUGCAUAAGUGAACAUAUACCGCCAUCAUCGUUGGAGAUCGAAGAUACAACGGCGCAAACUGACGUCGGCUUCUUGGCGAAAAUAAAGCGAAUGUGUAGUGGCCACUGGAGGACUCUAUGCCGGCGGGUCAUCAGGGAGCUUGAAAUAAGGUUUCCAGAAAUACAAAAUCGCCUUCGCUUUCUUUUCAUGGAACUUAAGGGCUAUGCCUUCCGUUUGGCCACCAACAAGUUCUUUUCUGUAGCAAUGCUAGUUCUAGUUGUCCUUGAUAUAAUUUGCAUGUUCGCUCACACUGACAAUGCUACCAGUGUGGUGCUUAGCGUAUUGGACCUCCUUUCAAGUUCAGCAUUUGUGCUUGAAGCAAUAGUGUUGUUACUAGCUUUCGGAAAACGAUGCAUGGAGGACGGAUUCCUUUGUUUGGACAUCUUAGCUGCGAUUCUUGCCGUGAUAGAUGGAUUCUUUGCAUUAUUAUUAUGCUCGGAGAUUGUAGGGUGCAGGUCUUCGAUUGUGAAGAUCGAAGGAGUGUUAGGGACAGUGGCCGUUGUCUUGUCAUUGGUGCGACCUUUGCGAAUCUUUAAGCUGCUCAAGUUUUUCUCUUCAUUGAGGCUAACGGCUGAGUUACUGCUUACGUUGCACAACACGUUAUUACCCUACAUCCUCCUGAUUAUCUAUUGUUGCGCUGUGGUGGCACAACUCGGCUUGUUUCUCUUUUUCGAUCCGAAGUACGUGUCUACGCAUGCAGGGACUGUUUCUCUUAACUUAACGAAGUACUUCAAUUUUGAAAAUGCCGGCAACUCGCUUCUGCUACUGUUGACUAUUUUUACUGGAGAGGCUUGGGACGUUUUCGUCAAAGAAAUAGAUCAAGUGUACAGCGGAGAAUUGGAGAGUCUUACUUUUGACUCCCACAAGCUGUCAGAUAAAAUUCUGUCUGCGCCAUCUCGAGUGACAGCCAUCAACACUUUUCUUUUCUUUUCGGUUUUGUUUUUGAACUGCCUGAUUUUCAAUCUCUACGGUGCCAUUAUGAUUGGCCAAUUUACCCAGACACAGAAAGCUCUCAGCGUCAAGUACGCUGCUAGGUUCAUCUCUACCUGUCGCAUUGCAGGGAUUGCGAUGCCAGCGGCUGACGCACUCCAAGGAGAAAAUGCUCAAGCACUUUACACACAAGCCAACAUGGCAACAGUUGCAGAACGAGACGAGUUAAUAAAGGCUAUUACCACCGGCGCAGACCACGCAAAGUCUGCUAAGGCAUUGGAUGAAUUUGCGCGUAAGACUUCCAUUGUCUUGGAUAUUUGCAAGACAGUUGCGAGGAAAAGCAGUCGCAUGGCCUCUAAAGCGAACUCUAACAGUCAGGUUUUGGGGGCAGACAAGGGCGGCAGUCGCAGCAAUAGUUGCAUUUCAGCCAUGUCAAAGCCGCAGAAAAGAGAGCUAAUCGGUGAAAUAGCGUUUGACAAAGUUAUGACCGAACGUGGACUGUCAAAACGACCUGAGGAAGCGGGAGGUAUAAAUACCGAAGGAACCACGCAAGAAUCGAGUUCAACAUCAGAAACCAACGGAAGCAAGGCUUCUACCGCAUUCCGGAAGGGAGGAGAACCAAGUGGACUGCCAUUUCUGGACGAUUUCAUGCAGAUGGAAAUAACAAAUAAGGCAGCAGUUAAGUUUGCUGCAGACGACCAUACUGUAUUUCUGGCAAUUCCACAUGGAGGUUCGAGGGCAGCGUCAUCCACGAUGCAUGAUUUGCGCGAGGAGGAGCUGUCGAUUGGCGAGCUUUGUACCAUGUUCUGGGCUGCGAUCAAGGAGGUAAUGAAGCAAGGCCGCAUUGCACUGCGGGCAGGUGCAGCUGCUGUAAUAGAACGGAUUACUCCGGUGGAUCCAGACAGUCCAUUCUUGCAUAUAGCGUAUGCGGGCCACAUGGUGAGGGCAGACUGUGAAGUACUCUACCAACAACCGUCUGGCCAAGCACGCCAGCUUGAUAACAAGGAAUCGAACGGCUCAGAAUUUGGAACAAUCACCGAAAUAAGGGCGAAGCCAGGCUCAAGUGGAGGAUUUACGUUUCAAAAACGUUUCGCGGAAGCUCAUGCGAAACCCCAAAGUAGCCAGCAGCUUCCCUCUUGCCUUCAGACCGUAUAUACAGUCUGGCGUGCAUUUACGGCACAUAUUCGCGACGUCUGUGGAAUCAGUGGGAUUGGCUGGAUUCGGCUACUUUUGCACUUCCUAUCGCUUGGGGAGCUCAUAGCAGAUUGCUGCAUGAAGAAAGACACAACAGUAUGGCGAACAUUCGUCUACAUCGAACUCGGGGCCCAAGUUGCACUCACGGUUGAUAUAUUCAUGAGAAUUGUCAUUGGGGUCAUGGGAAAAAGCUCUCCGUUUUUUUAUUCUCGCUUUAAUUGCUACGAGUCAGUACUUCAGUUGAUGUCCUGGUGUUUUUUAACUGCUUCCCUCCUAUUAAGCAGCAGCGGUACAAACGGUGUAAUGGUUCGGUGUGUAUGGUUUAGAUUUGCUCAGUGUGCUCGCGUCCUUCGAUGUGUCUGGCUCCUCCGCCUCUUAAAGAACACAGGCAUCCACAGGUUGGCGCUAGCAAUGCUUUCCGCUGGAAACAAAAUUUUUAGUUUGGGCUUCAUAUUUAUCUUGAUUGUCACGUUCUUUGCCUUAGGAUUUCGGCUUUUGCUGCAACCUGUAGCGGGUGACCCUCCAGCCGUGCCUUUGGCCACCGCUAACCUCACUUCUCUCGGCGAAAGUUUCUUGAGUGUGUUUAUCCUAACUACUGCUGAGGACUGGCCCCGCAUACUGAUUUCAUUUCUAGAUCUUGGAGAGCGUCACCAAUGUCUGACCAUUAUUCUUUGCGCCCUUGUAGUUUCGCUGCUCAGCAUCUUUGUCAUGAAUUUGUUUGUGGGCAUCCUUGUGGAUGUUCUAGAUCAAGAACAGGAGACACUGGAAUACACCGGAGGUGUCAGAAGCGCAACAGUACUUCGUUGGAAUGAAAUGCAACGAGCUAUUUUUAGCUCUGCCUCGAUCGAAGGAAUUUUAGGCCGGAACGGCGGUUCCGUGAGGAGUAAAGGACUAGGAAGUGGAAGCUUGAUGGCUCGGAUCAUUACGGACAAGAAGGUCGACGUUGCAAUAGCGUUAGUUUCCGCAGCAUCCUGUGUGACAAUGUUAGCAGCAGGAGCAUGGGCUGAGGCGGAUAUCAGGUGGCACUUUCCUGAGUUCCAGCUUUGGAUUUUUUGGUUCAAUGCUGCCAUUGUUAUUGGGUACGUCCUAGAGCAGUGUAUAAGGCUCGUGGUGCUAGGAAGAUCUUUGUUUGAAAAACCAAUCUUCAUUGUGGACCUGGCCAAUGCAUUCAUCUCUUUAAUAGCUUUGAUUUGGGGUCUUUCAACUUCGCUGGAUACUGCCUUUCCUGCCGAGCCACUUUGGCCCGUUGCUUUCAGGAUGAUUCGAGUUGCUUAUGUUGCAUGCAAUUAUCUUCCAGGAAUGCGUGUUCUCUCUAUCAGCUUGUUUAAUAUGUUCGCUUCACUUCGUCGCGCCCUUUUCUUUUUCGGGUUUACCGUCCUCGUGUACACAUUAAUUGGGACAUGUUUAUUCCACGACGUUCCAUACGACCCAAAACUGCACCUUUCCUUUGAAUCCUUUUUGGACACAAUCGUGCUUCUUCUUUCGUGUUCCACGGGAGAAAAUUGGCAUGAUAUUAUGCUCCAAGGGCGUACCUACUACUAUGAAACUGAUAUGGUACUGUUGGCGUGGGUCCUUAUGGGCUACGUUAUUAGUUUUGUUGCCCUGGUCUUCUUCCUGCUGAUGAAUGUAUUCACAAGCGCUGUCCUGAAGGGCUACGUCGACGCAAAGCGAAACCAGGAACUAUGGAAGGUUGCGCAGGAGCACCAAGAUCUGCUGAAUAAGUGGCGCUUACGCGAAAUGAAGCUCAGUUGGCUGCCGAUUCAUGUAGCGCUACAGGUGUUGAACGAAAUACAACCUCCAAUAGGUUUCAAGAACCUCUAUAUUGACUUAGGCUGUCGCCGGAUGCACGCAAUUCUUGCUCACUUAGCUGCUUAUCCGCUUCCUGUGCACAACAACAGUGUGCACAUCAGAGAUAUGGUGCUUAAUACAGCAUGCCUUGCGUGCGAAGCCCAUGCUCAGCGUAGAGAGACCCCUACAGCGUCUGACCCAUCUCAGGGGCCGCAGAAGGUAGAGCUGAAUCCGAGGCUUGUUUAUUCGUGGAUGAGUCAUUUCAGUGACGCUUCUGCAGUCAAACCGGAGUUUGACAUCCUUCAGUACUUGGCGGCGCUGAAGAUUCAAGCUUUCUGGCGGACAAACAGGCUACUGCAAAGUAACACUGCGUCCAACCAGCUCAUGUAUAUGAAGCACCUGUUGUUUCUUCUUGAAAAAGCAGGACCCCUUUGUGCUCACAAACAAUCCAAAGGUGAAAGCCGGCGCAGUACUCUUCGCCGGAAGCGGCUGAGUAAAAAUGGCGGAUCCUUCGUCCAAAGGGCUACUGUGUUGACUCGUGUAGGAACAUUUGCUCGAGACCACAAGGUCCCUCGAGGGCUCGGAGCAAAGCUGAAAAAUGCUCUAAAGAGCGCUUGUUGUGGAAAGCGUUCGGGAAACCAAGACAAAAGACUGACCCAACAGGCAGAUUAUCUGCAUUCGCAGUGUCAGUCGGUGCCUGAAGAGGAACGCCUUACCCAGGAGGAACAGAGGCAACGACAGAGAUCGCUAUUGCACCGCAGUGAAGCUAGCGAGUGCAUAACAGAUUUACUGGAAGGGGGUCAAGCAGGGCAAAGUGACAGGCAGUCAGACCUGUAUGAGAAGGAGCUGAAUGCAGAGCUUCACCAAGACAAUACUACUUCCUUGAGAAAACAGAGUACACGGGAGACUUCUUCGGGUGAGGACGAUGAUGUCGGCGAAGCUGCUACUACUGAGCCAGACGCAGAGAUGGCACUUGCCGCAGCUGCUGCAGCCUCCCGGCUCUCUGCUUCGCGGGCUAGCGCUGUGUCGAGGUUUCCGGAAGGCGCGGCGGUAGAUUCCCACCUUACCGCCGAUCAGGCUGGUCAGGGCCAAGAGCCACCAGCUGUUACAGCUCCGAGACGCUCAAGCAUGCGUGCCCCUCAGUCUUGCUUGGUACCGCCGCCUCCACGUAGAAGCCUUUUGAUCGCUCCCUUGGCACAUCGGUUGCAACGGCAAUCUACUGCUGAGGCUUGUCAGCCAGAUUCACCGGAGCCACCAAGACGCAGAGGGCAAUCCGUGCAGUUCACGGGAGUAGAUCGACUUGAGCUCCAGAAAUUCUUGGCGCCUGCGAUGGCUCAAAAUGAGAGUAGCAGCUCCGAGGAGGAGGGAAAUAGCCACAGCUAA